AUAAAUCUGGAUGGUUUUGGAAUUUUGAAUGCUAAUAUAUUUAUCUUUAUAAAUGAAAACUGUAUUAGAGUGAGAUAACACAGGAGAUAGUAACUUGAUAGCAGUAUGAUAUAGCAGUUUUAAUGUGUUUAACGGCAAAAUAGACACUUAGUGUUUUCUUCUGUUUCGGAUAUGAUUCCAUACUUUAAGAUUUCCACUUUCGCGUCCUUGAGCACGUGUUGAUGUUUUGCUUGUUUCUCGGUGACUGAACCAUGGCGAGAAUACGAAAACAGAGCAGAAAUAAGACUUAUAACUACACAAAAGACCGAAAGAGAAGCUGGAAAAACAAAAGCAAACAACAAAAAAUUACAUGUGAGACUGUGAGAGAAUCUUGGGAUGAGAAGAAGUCUGUGGCACAGAACAUGCAUGACAUGGGACUGUCAGCAGACUCCAACAAGACCAUCAGGAUCCCCAAAACUAAGGAAUUUCUGACAAAGUCUGCUGAAGUUGUCAUGGCAAUGAAAUCCAAGAAAAAGAAAGCUCUCAAGCAUCAUGUUGUUGAUGCUCUUGAGAAGCAGGCCAAUAUUCCACAGGAGGCCAGGCUGCGACUGUCAGACUUGGAGGUCAGAUACUGUGUACACAUGAUAGAGAAACACGGGGAGGACUAUAAGGCAAUGGCACGGGACCCAAAGAACUAUUACCAGGAUACACCUAAACAGAUAAAAAAGAAAAUCAACCGAUUUAAGAACAUUCCCGAGCAGUAUGAGGCCUACCUUCGCUCAAAAGUAUACCUGUCCCCGCUCCCUGGUGGCGCUGUCGUGGCACAAGUAAAGAUGACCGGUGGCCGCCGCAUCACACGGGGCUAUGAGGCUGGGAGGAGGAACGGACACUUCAACACCACCCCUCCCCGCGCCGACAGCAGCAGCAGCACUGGGACGACGGAGCGGGUCAUGUCACGUGUUAAACGGAAACUGAACUUCGGCAGAAAGCCUCCCAAGGAAAGGGACUUAACUCCUAACACCUCCAGUACAAGCAAGGCCAGUAGAAAGAAAUCGAAGACCGGUUCAAGGAUCCAAAAUCUGAAAAGAUCAGUUCGGAGAACCGGAAACACAAUCAACCGUGAACUGCGCAAUCUCCUGAACUCUGCUGUGACUGUGAUACUUCCUGUGCGCCUCCGUUCCGAUAUGCGCCGCUUAGAGCGCACCGGAAGUACUAGUGGCGGGAAGAGGACAACAAGUCGUGAAGGUUACCCAGUCAAAUCAUCCCAGGAAGUGACCCAUCUACCCAAGAGACGCAGCAGGCACAGAUCCAAGGAGGUUGUAACUGGUAACAUGAUUGUGAGAUGAAAUACACCACUUGUAUGUUUAACACCACUGUUUUGAUCGGUUGUAUUCUCCGUUUGUCACAUUUUUGUCGAAGACUUCUCGCGAAAACGUCAAUGAGACUUCAGUGUAAAUAUCCUUGUUUCAUAGUGUACAUUAAAUAACUUCGUAUUUUGUUAUUUUCCCCUGGCUUUCCAGUUGUUGCACCUACAGCUGUUUACGUAAUGGCCUCUGGUCGUAAUGUUGUUUGUUGUUUAAGUUUGUUGUAAAUAUUUUGCAUCCACCCCAUUUACUUGUUAUUUGUUAUCGUAUGUGAUGCGUCUUUGGUUUGCAA
Haliotis rubra (blacklip abalone) is the source of this 1635-nucleotide messenger RNA. Its product is annotated as nucleolar protein 16-like. The record is from RefSeq and is a predicted model, not a curated record. The transcript has 8 exons. Lineage: Eukaryota; Metazoa; Mollusca; Gastropoda; Lepetellida; Haliotidae. Gene Ontology annotation, cellular component: nucleolus. The coding region runs from base 252 to 1325 and encodes 357 amino acids. Gene Ontology annotation, biological process: ribosomal large subunit biogenesis.